Messenger RNA from Colletotrichum scovillei, 721 nucleotides. RefSeq lists its product as uncharacterized. The transcript has a single exon. Lineage: Eukaryota; Fungi; Ascomycota; Sordariomycetes; Glomerellales; Glomerellaceae. The record is from RefSeq and is a predicted model, not a curated record. Bases 100 to 609 code for a protein of 169 amino acids.
AUCCCCCCUUGAAUCUGAUCCUGAUCACCACCGGCCAAUUCUCCUCCAGCCGACGUCAAUUACCUUCAAUAACUUGAGUCACUCCCUGCGCACAAAGUCAUGGCUAGCUUAAACACAUCCCCAACAUCCUGGUGGAAACCCGCCGCCCUACCCCUCUUCACGGGCUUGCUCGCCCUUCUCGGCGCCGCAGACGGGGCCCUCAACCUCGCCAAGCCCGAAGGCGGGGCCGCGACGUUCGGCCUCUUGCCCCCGCCGCGGGACACCGUCACCCCGGCCCAGUUCGACGCCUUCCACCACGCGCUCAUCAAGGUCAAGGGCGCCCGCAACCUGCACAUGUCGUCGUGCAUCCUGGGCUUGGUGCUCUACGGCCAGUUUUCCGACGUCUGCCGCGCUUCACCGCUAGCGGCCACGGCGGUGCGGAGGUGCCUGGGGAUCGUGCUGAUGCUGGGUUCCGGCGUGGGCUUCAGCGGCGCGGCGGUCGUGUCUGAGUACAUGGCGAGCUCUGGUGCCUCUGAUGAGGCGGUCGCGGUUGGCAGGGCCAAGGUCAAGGGCCAUUUGAUUGCCAACGUGCCAAUCGUGGCGUUAGGAUUGAUUUACUUGUUGUACUGACUGCUCGAGUCGAUAUUUAUGAGCGCUCUCUUGGAUGGGAACUUGCCCUGAUUAUUACGCUUCUCUGUACUUCCCUAAUGUUCAUCAAUGUUGAUGUACACGUACUAGCUUU